Chaetomium globosum CBS 148.51 is the source of this 237-nucleotide messenger RNA. RefSeq lists its product as uncharacterized. The record is from RefSeq and is a predicted model, not a curated record. Lineage: Eukaryota; Fungi; Ascomycota; Sordariomycetes; Sordariales; Chaetomiaceae. The transcript has 2 exons. Bases 1 to 237 code for a protein of 78 amino acids.
AUGGCGACCGGUUACCCGAUAGUCCUCCCAGGGGAGACAAUUGACCCCUCGCUAAUCCCCUCGCAUCCCAAGAACCCCCUCCGCCUCGGCCCCGGCCUCCGACACAUCCCCCCCACCGACAUCGUGCCCACAGUAGCCGGGCAGCUCAUAACCAAUCCAGCCAAAAACUCCAUGUGGAUAGAAUACAACUCCAACCGCGUAGGCGUUGACAUCUUCUUCGAGGAGCGCGCUCGGUGA